Ilex paraguariensis (yerba mate) is the source of this 1377-nucleotide messenger RNA. Lineage: Eukaryota; Viridiplantae; Streptophyta; Magnoliopsida; Aquifoliales; Aquifoliaceae. The record is from the annotation of a GenBank genome assembly.
GAUAACACGUGCACUCCCCAACCUUCUAGAAUAGUGUUUUGCGAUUAAUCAAGAGGUCGUACCAGUCUUGCGGGCGAAGUGAGAAACAAUUGGAAACUGGCUGGAAGACGAUGCUGUAAAUUCAAGAGGGGGAAAAGGAGAGAGAGAUUCUAGAUGAGAUUGUGAUUUGGGUUGCUUGAUUCGCUCAUGAGAUCAGAUUCACCACCAGCUUUGAAGCGGAAGAGACUCAUCACUAUUGAUCUAAUGGACUUAGAAUCAACUAAGGCAAAGCUUGCAGCUGCAAAAGAAAAAUUUGGACGAGAAAUCCGUGUGUUUGAAACAGUAACCACCUCUCCAUCAUCAAGUGAUGUUUCCAACAAUGAGGAGCCAGAUGACUUUUAUGAGUUUACUGCCGAGGAUUAUUAUCGAAUUUUAGCGACUAAAAAUGGAGAUAAAUUCCUAAAGACGCGAAAAAUCCGAGAAGCGGAGGAGGCUGCUCGAAGGUCAAGGAUAACCAAGGCUGUAAUUCGGGUACGAUUCCCUGAUAAUCACACGUUGGAGGUUACAUUUCAUCCAUCAGAGAAAAUUCAAUGUUUGGUUGAUCUUCUCGUCAAAGUGGUUGCUCAACCGGAACUACCUUUUUGUGUUUAUACCACUCCUCCUAAGAAGCAAAUUAAAGACACGUCGCUGGAUUUCUACUCGGCUGGCUUUGUUCCUGGUGCAAUCGUGUAUUUUUCCUAUGAUCUACCGAAAGGCAAUGAUGAUGCAGCUGUAUCAGGUCCUUUUCUUCAAGAGGAGGUCAUGUCUUUGAAAGGCUUAGAACUAGCAGCUGAGCAGGCGCAGCCUGCCCAAUCUGCCCCAGAACCUGUAAUAGGUAGUACCUCCCGUGUCACUCAAGAGCAGAGGCCUGCUGACAAAAAGACUGUUAAACCUAAGUGGUUGAAAAUGUGAUGGUUGACUUCACAGGUGAAGGUUAAACUUGUGGCCUCGGUCAUCUCUCAUAAAAUGGGUAGUCAUCUCUUAAAACUCGAUGGCACAGGACGAAUGAAACUCGGGUGAGCAUGGCGAAAGCUUUAAGGGACAAUAAACAUGGUCAUAUGUGGAUGUCAAAUCCUUGUGCAAUCAGGUUUUGAAUGUGAUUAUCAGUGUACAUGUGUCGUCCACCAAUCUUUGAAACAGUAGCGUGGAUACUUCCCUGUUAAAUCGCUACAAAAUUUCGAAUUUCAUGUUAUGCAUUACCAGGAUAUGAUUUUAAUAUCUUUUGGUGUUAUUUAAAAGCUGAGAAGUUACAUAUUUGUAAUUCUUCAAGAUGGUGAUUUCAUUUUCUUGGUGGCUACAAAAGUGUACUAUCACCUGAAAUGCAGACAUACGAGGUGAUCAAUGAUCGUUUCAGUGGGG